This is a messenger RNA of Knipowitschia caucasica, 465 nucleotides long. Lineage: Eukaryota; Metazoa; Chordata; Actinopteri; Gobiiformes; Gobiidae. The record is from the annotation of a GenBank genome assembly.
AUGCGAUCCGCCGCUGCCGUCUUCAUGGGGGGGGGCAGUCGGGCGCACACAGGGAAAUGUCCAAGCAUGCAAUUAUUUUUUAAGGUAAUGUACAAAGUCAAAAAGCAGGGAAAAAACAAGGGUUCCAAGGUGAGAGCCAGGAUUCAGUGUCUGCUCUGCCGCUCGCCGUCCGCCAUCCGCCAUCCGCAGGCAAAGGCUCAGCACGGGCUUGGGGCCUCUGGGGUCCGUGUGUGUGGUGGGGGGGGGGGCGUCCUCUGCUUUCAGGCCGAGAGCUGCAGGGACAAGUGGAAACCAGGUGUCAAUCAGAUCCAUGUCCCUCCCUUUCCCACCCCGGCUCUGCCCAUGUCCCUCCUGUCCUACCCCGGCUCUGCCCAUGUCCCUCCUGUCCUACCCCAGCUCUGUCCUACCCCGGCUCUGCCCAUGUCCCUCCUGUCCUACCCCAGCUCUGCCCAUGUCUCUUUCUGA